Messenger RNA from Lampris incognitus (smalleye Pacific opah), 7655 nucleotides. It is a transcript of the gene szt2, whose product is annotated as SZT2 subunit of KICSTOR complex. Gene Ontology annotation, cellular component: peroxisome. The coding region runs from base 249 to 7655 and encodes 2468 amino acids. The transcript has 49 exons. NCBI's taxonomy places the organism in Eukaryota, Metazoa, Chordata, Actinopteri, Lampriformes, Lampridae. The record is from RefSeq and is a predicted model, not a curated record.
GGCUGCACAUUUUACUUCACAUAAACUGCCGGUUGCAGAUUUGCUAUUUUCAGUGUAAUGCUUUUCAACGGCGUCUCCCGACGUGGAAAGGGAAGCGGCGACACUUCCAGGUCACAUGCGUCUUAACCAAAUAAACAAAGUUUAGUGCAGCAAGCUUGUUCCCCCCACAGAAACGAGACGAAGCUAUCCGGUCUGUGUUAAACCAUCCCCGGUGUCCGUCGUCCCUCGCAAGUGAUGCGAUACAAAGCAUGGCAGAGAGACAGGACAAUGAGGUGGAGGAGGCAGACCAAAUCUAUUUGCUGAUGAAGGAAGAAUAUCGUAUCUCCAGGAAUGUGCGUCUAGCGUGGUUCCUCGGGAAACUCAACCAAGUCAUCUGGCCUGCCUCGCAGCAUGAACUGCUGAACUCAGAGAAUGAAUUAGACCUGCUGAGCAUUUUACCAAAGGGUUGGCGGCCAGAUUUCUGCCCCUCUACAUCCCCCUACAUGUUGAUGCCAUCUACUCGUGCCACCUUCCUGGCACGGAGGUACCGGUUCAUCAUUGAGCUCGACCUCAGUCCGUCAACAGGGAUUGUGGAUGACUGCACAGGGGAGAUGAUCUUUGAUGAGGUCUUCCAUGCCCUAUCAAGAUGUCUGGCAGGUCUGGCUCGACCAUUCAUAGUACCUGGCACAGAUAAAGAUUUUCAGCCGAAGAUUUUCAUCACCAUCCUUGCGUACUCCUCGAUCAUUGGUCUCAAUUCUCACCAGGUGCUGGUACAGGGUUGUCAGCUUGAUCGCACAGACCUGAAUAAGUUCUUGAAUCACAUCUAUCAACAGCUCAGAGCUGUGGAGAACAACAUUGCAGAAGUUCUGCAGCAGCAGCAUGAGCGGUCUGAGGGGCCAGUCUUAAACUCAGGGCUUCUUGGCACCAACAUGGACAGCCAGCCUCAGAGGAAGCAGGGCAUUUCUGUAGUUACAGCCGACGUAGGACUGGUCAGCAUGGUGCGCCAGGGAAUCUUGGCCCUUCAGUUGCUGCCCCCCAAUUCCAGUGCAGGUAUAAUUAUAAUCACAGAUGGUGUGACCAGUGUACCUGAUGUAGCAGUGUGUGAGACCCUUCUCAACCAGCUCCGGAGUGGAACCAUUGCCUGCUCGUUCGUGCAGGUGGGUGGUGCUUACUCCUACGACUGCAGCUUUGGGUAUGUUCCCAAUGUGGAGCUGAUGAAGUUCAUCUCUUUGGCCACCUUUGGCUCGUACUUGCCCAGCUGUCCUGAGUCGGACCUAGACAGCCAGGAAAUGAAUGUCUACCACAAGGCUUUUCUGACUUACUCAUUUCUGAAGACCACUGAAUCCCUGAACUCUGAGUACUUCUGUGUUUCCCAGCAUAAGCUGUUCAAUGAGCACCUGGUCUCAACCAGCGGGAACCCGGCUCUGGUAAUGCGCAGGAAGAAGCACACAGAGAAGGAGGUUCAUGCUCAUUUGAUCAGCGUGGUCUCUGUACGACUGCGGGAGGGCUACACCAUUAGAGAGAUUAACCUCACCAAAGGUGGGACUCAGCUGGAGGUGAAGUUGGUUUUGCUGUGGAAACACAACAUGCGCAUUGAGUACCUCGCAGCUACCUCGUGGCCCCUGGACCUGGCAAAGCGUACCACCAGGGUGGAGGUAACCAUGGAGGGAAGCUACGACAUCCUGCAUGACAUCAGCUGCACCCAGAAGAAGCCCAUCACGAGCCCUUACCGCACCUCUGUCAUCCGACGCUUCUGGAACACGCUACAGAGUAUAAACCUGACAGAUCAGAUGCUGGUGCACCUGCAGUCUUUCAACUCACUGCCUGAGAAUUACACCAUUCCUGAAAGCACCAAAAAUGGAGUACCCCUCUUCUACAUCCCCCCUGGCUCCACCACACCGGUUCUUUCGUUACAGCAUAGUGGGUCCAAAGACUCCACUCAGUCCCAGUUUGCUUCCUACUGGAAACCCAUCCUUUCCAUGGAUGCCAACUUCUGGCAAAGAUGGCUGCACAUGCAUCGUAUUGCCAUCAUCCUGGAGCAUGACAUGCCUGUCCCCAAACACCUGCACACAGCUGGAAACAACGGCCGCUACAGCACCAUCCAGUGUCGCAUCUCCCAUUCUGCCCUCACGUCCCUGCUGAGAGACUGGAGCAGCUUCGUGCUGGUGGAGGGCUACUCCUACGUCAAGCUUAUAUACAGCUCCUCUGACCAGCCGCCCACCUCCUUCUACUUGGUCCGUCUUAUCUCGAAGGCACCCUGCAUGGUGCUGCGACUGGGAUUCCCCAUUGGCACGCCGGCACUUAUCAGGAACAAGAUUGUGGAUGAGCUACGGGAGCAGAUCCUCAAACUUCGCUUCCCACAUCGCGUGCAAAACAAAGAAGCCACCCCAAAGACCAAGAGGAAGAUCCUGGGCCAUCCAUCUCCAUCCAAAUCCCCUUCCCUCCCUGCUCCGAAGCCCGCCUUAUCAGACAGACCCUGUGUAGUGGUGCUCAAUAAACCGCUAGAGAAACUGCUCAUAAGGUAUGAAAAGCUGCCGUUGGACUUCAGGGCUCCCUUCAUCCUCAACAUGGAAAACUUCUCCCAGCCAGUGAGCAUGAUGGCCCCGCUUAGCGUGGCAGCUAACCGCACUGCCUCGUCUACCCUGGCCUCCCUGUCCCGUUACUUCCUCCAUCGGCGCUGGGUGUGGGCUGUGCAGAACAGCCAGGGUCCCACUGUGCCCAUGCAAGCCGUCGCUCACAUCCUUUCCAUGCUCUCUGAGAUCCGUCUGUCAGAAGGGUUUCAUUUUGCUGCCAGUGGAGAAGGGAUUGUCAACAUGGUGAUAGAGCUGCCAAUGAAGGACAUGUCAGUGGACUUGGACAGAGAGAGCCACUCCUGUAUUGUCCAGUACAUCCUGUUCCCACCACACUCCACCUCCACUAAGGACAGUUUCUCCACUGAUGAAGACAAUGACACAGAGGUGGAGGCCAUUGAUGUUGACACGGAGCUGAACCUGGUGACGGAGUGUUGGAUUGAGCCCCAGAGUGGUACAGUGUUGAACUGCGUGGACCAACAUCUCCACUUCCAGGGUCUCAAGUACCAGGAGAUCCCGAAAGCAAUCUUCCCACGGGAUUUGGCCUGCAUGUCUACCCUGAUAACCUUUGAGUACUUGAGCCAGCUGUGUCAGAAUAAAGACCAGAUGUGCUCAGCCCCCACUCUGCAUAAGGAUGCUGGAGGUGACGGGGAGGCACAAGCCUCUGAAGGCAAUAUUCAAACAGUUCCUUUCCAGUUAGACCUCAACCAGCUUCUCCCAAAAUGCCAGCAGAUUGAGCUCUUCUUCCUCACACUCAGUAGAGUGGAGAAUGAGGAGCAAAUCCAAGGUACCCCCUGUAUGCCCAACGAACUGCUGCUCAGUCUCUUCCACAGCAGUCUAGAACGGGAGCUAAGUGACAGAGAGAUCCCAUUGGUGGAUAGCGACCAUGUCAAAUUCAUGCAGAAUAUCUUGGAGCGGGAAAGGGAUGGGCACAUUGUACCCUUCUCAUUGCCUGUUAUUAAAGAGGAGUGUUCAAAGCUUCCAGACAGGCAGGACACCACAAUGUCCUUCCAGACCAUCGGCAGUAGUAAGGAGGUGACGGGCUCCACCAGUACCUUACAGAGCUUCAGUAAUGCAGACCUUGUUGAUGAUGAGCCAGUCCCAGGGGAGAGAAGUUGCUCAUGGCCACAGUGGAGAUGCUACGCCAAGUACAUCAAUUCCCAGCAGAUCCUCCUCACCUUCCUCCCUGCUACCUUCACAGAUGUUGUCAUGUUGAUGUCAUCAGGACUGGAGACAGAGCCACAGAGCAGUGUCGGUAUGCAGGAAGACGACACUCUCACUCCCAGCAAUAAAUCGCUGGCCAACUCUCUCUCGGACUCCAUCAGUGGGCUGGAGAGAUCAGAGUCUGGGCAGAGCUACUCCAACAACUUGGGUAGGAGCUCCAGCAGUGGACCUCUUGGCCUCAGAUCUCCUGUGCUUUCCCCAAGCUCGGAAUUCCAAAGUGUCCCUUUUGAAAGUUUGACCCUGGACCAGGACAGUCUGGACAGCAGAGAGUCCGAGUGUGAGAUUGGAGCUGCAGGCUCAGUGCCGGGAGAGAGAGAGGGAGUGCAGCCCUGUGAACCAAAGAGGAGAGACUUCCACAUCACCUUCAGCAGGCAGGUGUCCCAGCAGAGCACCAGCGAUGUCAGCCAGCUGCGCUGCCCUGUCUAUGUCUAUAACUGCUCCCUGGACCUCCUGAAGGACCAGCUGAUCCACCCCAACUCCAGCCGCCAACCCAGGGACAUCUUCUUCAGACCUCAAGACGCUGAAUCCUGGGAGAUGUAUCAGCAGAUGAAGUUCAGAUCCCUGUCUCAGGAGCGCAGCAGUGCAGCCUCCUGGACAGACCUCUUGGCUCAACCCCACAAGCACAAGGAGCUGGCUAACUACUGUAGCCUCCUGCAGGAGCAUUACCAUCAGAGCUACGUGAAAGCUGUGUACCGGAGCCUGCAGCAGUCUUACAGCAUUGGCUCCCAGGAUGUCUUGACAGCAAUGGACUACUGUGAAGAGUCACUCCAGGAGAUUGACAUCACCCCCUUUCUGCAGACCCUCUGUGGCCACAUCAGGGUCUUCCGUGAGCGCAGUGAGGUCACAGGUCAAGGAGCAGUUGGACAGUCUCGUAGGAAUCCUGCGACAUUCAUUAUCGGAGAAGCUGAAGAGGAGGGGCCAUCAGAGAGGCCUUCCAUGGCCACCUCAUCCAGUGUUGAAACGGAGGAUGUGAGUGAAAUUGAGUCCAGAGAGCGGUCCUCUGCUCCUGCCUCUCCGCUGAUCAUGGACGAGACCAAGACGAGGAAGAUCCUCGAGUUUCCUUUGUCACUGCUGCAGACGCAGAACAAGUGUGAGGUGUACCCAGAGCUGCACAAAAUCAUACAGGAUAAAUUCAUGGAAAUUGGUUCUCAUUAUUUCAAAACGGUGCCCUCCAAUCCUCACUACUUCUUCUACUGUCCACCAUCAUCCAAGAGAGAGGAGGACUCUGAUGAUGAGGAUGAGGGGAGACCCAGUGAGGAGGUGGUGUCAGAAGCUGAACAAGCUACUGAGGAUGAAAAUGUGUCUGGCUGUGGAAUUGUAACGGAGAGUGACACAGAUUUGGAGGUGGAAUAUCAGGAGCGUAGCGGAACCAAGUCCCAGGAAGAAGGGGAGGAACAGUCCCUGUCGGACUCCAACACUGUCAACCAGGAUGAUGACUCCUUCAGCAUCCUGGAGGGCGAUUCCCUACUGGAGCCUGAAGGGACGCUUCAAGAGAUGCCCCCGCUAUUUGUUCAUCUGACCUGUUCUGUCAAUAUAAAGAGCUGCCAUGGAUCUAUGCCCGUACAGACACUGCCCACCUGCCUCAGUGAGAUCAUUUCCUGCCUAGAGAACACUGACUCCCUACAGUCUGUGGAUUUGAAUGAGCUAUCAGUCACCUUAGACAUUUUUGUCCUGACAUUGCCUCAAGAGAUUGAAGUCUUGGCUAACUUCCAUCACAAUAGGUACACCUCCGAAAGCAGCGUCUCACUAAACCGUUCUCCAGGGCAGCCAUCCUCCUACCGCUCCGACGAGGAGGUUAUGUGUGUGUUAGACAGCCCAAGGGGAGAUAGCGUGGAUGGGGUUUCUGGAGAUCGUCUGUCCAAACUGCCAGUGCCUCAUAAAUUAGCCAUGUUGGCCACAAUAGAAGAGAUCCGCUGGCUGCUGGAGGAUGAGAUUGUGUCUGCCCUGCGUCAUUCCCGGGUCAUCAGCUCCUCCACGCUUCAUAAGGUCGCCGAUCAUGUGUUGCGCUCCAGUGGCCGGCAGCACUGUCAUUAUGAGGUGGUCCCCCUGCAGUUCGUCUUCGGCCCUGAGCAGUCUUUGGAGAAAUUCAAAGAGGAGUUCCGGAGAAUAUCUUUCUCUGGUUAUGUGUUGAACGGGGAAAAAGACAACUUCCACUACAUGUCCCUGAGUCGGCUGCACCCACAGAGGAUCCAGGCGACCAAGAGACUGUCUGAAAGUACAGCAAAGCUCUCGCAACAAACCAGUCAUUGUGUUGUUGGAGGACAGGUAGAGGACAAAACAAAAGUUCCCUCUAGUCACUCCACGCCAGGGAAAGCACUGGAGAGCGAUGUGGAGACCGAGAUGACAGAGGCGGACAAUGAGCAGGUUGAAGAUGGGAAGCCUGGUAAUGUCGCCAUGGAUGCUGACAGUGAUCCAGCUUCAGAACCCAGCGAGACCAUAAAAGCCAUUAAGCCCGAAGCAGAAGAUGCUUGCUCCCAGGGCUCGGUCGGCACUACAGGGGGCAGGGGCCAGCCUGCCAUCACCCACCUCCAUUUUCAGCCCAGCGCUGACCACUACUCCGAGCCCACCUCACCCCCUAAGACCCCCUCCACCAUCAGUCUAGCAGAGUCAAUGCAGUCUACCACCCACAAUAGCGGUAAACUCAGGCCCAGCCGUGUCCAGAGUGUGGUCUCCAGCCAGGGCAGCCUGGACUCGGAUAUGCUGGGUUAUGAUGGCGGCAGUAGUGACUCUGAGUGUGAGAGUCCCACUUUGGACGAGCAGGAGGGUCAGUCCCCGCUGAUGCCUGACUUUUGGCUUAUUGUUAAGAUUCUCCAGGACAGAGUAGAGGUCUACUCCCAUUCCAGGAGUGUCAGUGAAGGAAAAGAAGGUGGUGCUGAGGAUACGGAAAAGAAAGAAGAAAAGGAGGAGUUGCCUGAGUACUUGGAACUGCAUCAGUUGAUGGUGCGCAAGAUUGGGGAGAUCUGCCGAGUAGUCAACCAGCGCAUGCUGCUGCAGGACCUGCAUGACAGCCACAUCUGUAACUCUUUGUUGGUGGCUGAGAGCGAGGAGGACAUCUGGAAGAACGAGUCUCUCUACAGGCAGCGUCUGACCAAUUCUGAUGACUACAGUGCAGAGGAGAGCUACCAACCCAGAGACUACCUGGCUGCCACCAUGCAGUUCGUCCCGGGCCACUUUGCCUGUGACGUGGUGUGGAGCACCAUCAUUCACAUCCACCCACGCCUCAAGAUGGGGCCCAACAUGGGUGUGUCCAGGGCCAUCCAGGCCCUGCGGUCUGUGCUGAAUUCCUUCUGCGUAGUCAACAGGAAGAACAUGUUCGUCUACCAGGAGCGCACAACCAAAUCAGUCUUCUACCUCAGGCUCUGUGAGACGUCCCAGACAGGGAAGUACUCAGACAUGGACGGCACUCUCCACAUGGUCCGCUCUGUUGGGCUUGCCCGGAGUCAGGAACCCUUAAACUCAGAGGACGUCACAGGUUCGAGGUCUUCUCUUGAGGGUUCUCGGCCUGUUGGACAGGUGGACAAACACAUCCUGCUGCUGGUGCACGGAGUGGGAAACGCCGGUCAGGAGAUCACAGACGAGCUGGUCAAGGUGCUGCGUAAGCGUCUAGACGAGACCACCCUGGACAUCAUCACAGUCAUGCUGGUCCGAAACUGCAAGCUGACCCCAGCUGAUGUGGAGGACAUUGAGGAGCCAGACAUUGACUGGGAUAUUGCCAUAGACCACAAUGGUGAAACAGAAGGAGUUAUUGUGGUUCCUCACAUUGACUGUCCGGUGAGCGAGGAACAAAGGGAAGGUGUUCAGGCCCUCCUUGAGCAGAGCGACCCGGACAUGGCCGCUAGGGAAUUGUACCUCCUAUGCCGCGAAUAUUUGAGCCCCUCUUAA